Messenger RNA from Oldenlandia corymbosa var. corymbosa, 1575 nucleotides. The record is from the annotation of a GenBank genome assembly. Lineage: Eukaryota; Viridiplantae; Streptophyta; Magnoliopsida; Gentianales; Rubiaceae.
AUGGCUGCUCCAAAACCUGAGGAAAUCAGUCAUCCUCCUAUGGAUCAAUUGCAAGGCUUAGAGUACUGUAUUGAUUCAAAUCCCUCAUGGGCGGAAACGGUAGCAUUGGGUUUUCAACAUUACAUCUUGUCCUUGGGAACAGCAGUUAUGAUUCCAACGUUUCUUGUUCCUUUGAUGGGUGGAAGUGAUGGUGAUAAAGUUAGAGUAGUACAAACUCUACUUUUUGUUCAAGGAGUUAAUACGCUGCUGCAAACAUUAUUCGGGACAAGAUUACCUACUGUGAUUGGAGGAUCUUGGGCCUUUAUGGUGCCCAUAAUCUCCAUUAUUCAUGACCCUUCCUUGGUUGCAAUUUCUGAUCCUCAUUCUAGAUUUCUCAGUACCAUGCGAGCAAUUCAGGGUGCACUAAUUGUAGCCUCCAGUGUGCAGAUUAUUCUUGGUUAUAGCCAACUAUGGGCUAUUUGUUCCAGGUUUUUCAGUCCCCUCGGAAUGGUUCCGGUAAUAUCAUUGGUGGGCUUUGGUCUGUUUGAUAGAGGCUUCCCAGUGGUAGGAAGGUGUGUAGAGAUUGGCAUUCCCAUGUUCAUCUUAUUUGUUGCUUUCUCUCAGUAUUUAAAACAUUUCCAGACAAGACAACUGCCAGUUUUGGAGCGGUUUGCUCUUAUUAUAUCAGUUACAGUGAUCUGGGCAUAUGCACACCUUCUAACUGCAAGUGGCGCCUAUAAACAUCAUCAUGAGACAACUCAAAAAAAUUGCCGUACAGAUAAAGCAAACCUAAUCUCGACUGCCCCUUGGAUUAAAAUCCCAUAUCCACUUCAGUGGGGUGCACCUACAUUUGAUGCUGGACAUGCUUUUGGAAUGAUGGCUGCAGUAUUAGUUUCCUUGAUUGAGUCAACUGGAGCAUAUAAGGCAGCAUCUCGAUUAGCAAGUGCUACACCACCUCCUGCUCAUGUUCUUAGCCGGGGUAUUGGCUGGCAGGGAAUUGGAAUCUUGUUGGAUGGACUCUUUGGGACAGUCACCGGUUCUACAGUUUCCGUAGAGAAUGUCGGUCUUCUUGGAAGCACCCGCGUUGGUAGCCGUAGAGUCAUCCAAAUAUCUGCUGGUUUUAUGAUCUUUUUCUCAAUUCUGGGGAAAUUUGGAGCACUGUUUGCAUCAAUACCUUUCACAAUGUUCGCUGCCGUAUAUUGUGUUAUGUUUGGCCUUGUUGCUUCGGUCGGAUUGUCCUUCCUGCAAUUCACAAACAUGAAUUCAAUGAGAAGUCUCUUUAUCGUGGGCGUUUCCCUUUUCCUGGGUUUGUCUAUUCCUGAGUACUUCAGGGAAUACACCACAGCUGCUCUUCAUGGUCCUGCACACACAAAAGCUGGAUGGUUUAAUGAUUUCCUCAAUACCAUCUUCUUAUCCUCUCCGACUGUGGCCUUAAUUGUUGCGAUCUUCCUGGACAACACACUUGAUAUCAAAGACAGUGCCAGGGACAGGGGAAUGCCGUGGUGGGUAAAGUUCAGAACAUUCAAAGGAGACAGUAGGAAUGAAGAGUUUUACACCCUUCCUUUCAACCUCAAUCGUUUUUUCCCUCCAUCAUGA